AUGAUCCCCUUAAACUCCGAUUUUCACAAGGAUCUGGGCUGGUGGCGUGAGUUUCUGCCGACAUGGAACGGCACCGCAUCCUUUUUACAGCCGGACUGGACGCGGUCAGAUGUGCUGCACCUGUACACGGACGCCUCAGCAACACAUGGCCUCGGCGCUUAUUGUCAGGGGGCGUGGUUUCAGCUCCACUGGCAACUGUGGAUAACUGAACUGCAGCCGUGCAUUGAGUAUCUUGAGAUGGUACCGAUACUGCUGAGCGUGAUCGUCUGGGGAAAGAAGCUGGCCGGCUUGAAAGUUGUCUUCCAUUGCGACAAUGCCGGCGCCACGCACGCUUGGGAAAACCUCAGAUCAACUAACCGCGGGGUGCUGGAUAUCAUGCGUCGCUUAGUUAAAGCCGCAGCAGUCGCGAACAUGACGUUAACGCUUAAGCAUAUUGCCGGAAUUAAUAAUGAAAUAGCUGAUGCGCUCUCUCGUUUCCAGCAAAGCCGCUUCCGACGACUAGCGCCACAGGCAGAGCUACAUCCGGUGGACUGUCCCGACAUCUUUCCGGAUCUCAGGGCAGCCCUCUGCCAUCCCCAGAGCUGA
Paramacrobiotus metropolitanus is the source of this 585-nucleotide messenger RNA. RefSeq lists its product as uncharacterized. The transcript has a single exon. NCBI's taxonomy places the organism in Eukaryota, Metazoa, Tardigrada, Eutardigrada, Parachela, Macrobiotidae. Bases 1 to 585 code for a protein of 194 amino acids. The record is from RefSeq and is a predicted model, not a curated record.